Messenger RNA from Engraulis encrasicolus (European anchovy), 485 nucleotides. RefSeq names its product microseminoprotein, prostate associated 2 (gene msmp2). The transcript has 4 exons. NCBI's taxonomy places the organism in Eukaryota, Metazoa, Chordata, Actinopteri, Clupeiformes, Engraulidae. The coding region runs from base 1 to 453 and encodes 150 amino acids. The record is from RefSeq and is a predicted model, not a curated record. Gene Ontology annotation, cellular component: cytoplasm.
AUGUUUGCCACGGACAGCAGUGAGGAGGCCUGGAACGCACUGUCGCACGUCAUCAUGUUUGGGGCUCAGGUCUUUGCGGCAGACAGGAUUCUCCUCUUGGCUGCGUUCCUCAUCAGCGUUCUCACUCCAUGCCUCUGUGUCUACAGAGGAGGAGAGUGCAACUUCGACACCAAAGCGAGUUGCGAGUACCAGGGAAAGGCCUUUGGCAUAGGGGAGAGCUGGAUCACCUCAGAUUGCUACCAGUGUGUCUGCAUGGAACCAUUUGGAGUCGGCUGCUGUGAACACUCCUCUCAGCCUGUGGACUACCCCGACUGGUGUGAGGUCAUCAAGAAGCCGGACUCCUGCAUCAGCGUGGCUGUGAUGAGAGCCAAUCACAAGCUUCCCUGCCUGUACGGGAAAUGGGGGAGGCUGCGCCCCGAGACCUGGAAGCAGGACAACGACCCCCUGUUCUAAUGGUUCCAUCUCUGCAACUCGGCAACCUGUUG